AUGGAUAAUGGUCCAUGGUAUUCUAAAUAGGAGGGCAGUCCACUCAAAUUAUCUAGAAAUGCCUCAAUAACAUCUCCUAGAAGAAUGGAUAAUUCUGAGUUGAAACUGGUGAGAGAAUACAAUAGUCAGGUUUCGAUUCCUGAGCAUUAAAUACUGUCUUUUGAUCACUUGUUAGAUGAAAUCAAUUUUGGAAACUUCUAAUACUGGAUAUAUGGUAUUAUGGCCUUGAUGAGUAUUAGUGAAGGAGCUUAGAUUACCAUAUUUACAUUAAUGGUUCCCAUAUUAAAAAAUGAAUGGCACAUUUCUGAUUCAUUAAAUUCCUUAUAAGCAAGUUUUGUUUUUGUAGGAUAUUUAGUAGGUUCAAUGUUGUCAGGACAAUUGGCUGAUAGAGUUGGUAGAAAGAAACCAUUUCUAAUUAGUUCAUUUUUUACCUGUCUAUUAUCCCUAGGAACGAUAGCAUGUUAAGAAAUUUAUUCACUUUUGAUAGUCAGAGGAUUGCUAGGGAUUCUGGUUGGUCUCUUUGCACCGUGUGGAGUUACAAUGAUAUCAGAGAUUACUCCUGGUCAUUUAAGAGGGAGAUAUAUGGGUUUAAUAACUUUGACUUUUGCCAUAGGUUAACUAUUUGGGUUGUUUGUUGCUGAAUUUACAUUAAUAUCUUUGGAUGAAGGUAAUUGGAGAUUGCUGACUUUUUGGUGUUGUCUUCCAGGAUUUUUAGCUUGGUUUAUUAGCUUAUUUCGUUUGAGGGAGAGUCCUAGGUUUGCGUUGUUAAGUGGAUAGAAGGACUUAGCUUAUAAUAUUAUUGAAGAGAUGAUUCAAUCAAACAAAUCUUCGAUUUAAUUUAAUGAUGAUUUGAAGAUCAAAUUCCAAAAAUUAAAAAAAUUAACUUCUCUAUUUGAGAAUAAUAGAUUCUUUCUGACAAUUUUAAUUUGGUUCAAUUGGUUUAUACUCUCAUUUGUAUACUAUGGAAUUGUACUUUUAUUACCAGAUAUAUUAUCGCACAUCGAAUAAACUCACACUGGAAGAGAUAAGAUUAUUUAAUUAGUAGUAUCCUGCAUUAGUGACAUUUUGGGUGCUGUAGCGGCUGCUUUCUUUAUUGAAUUAAAAGGAUUUGGAAGAAAAAACUCUUUAAUAAUAUUCUAUACUAUACAAGCCUUGACGGCACUUAUGGGAUUUUAUGAUAUUGAACAUCGUUUCAUAUAUUGGGCAACGGCAUCUAAGUUUUUUUUAUCUAUGACUUUCAUCUUUUCAUUUUAAUAUACGGCGGAAGUCUACCCAACAAAAAUAAGGACAACUGGAAUAGGUAUGGCCAAUGGAAUAGGAAGACUAGGAGGAGUGAUCAUGCCAUGGAUAUGCAUGUAUAUGAAUAGCAAACAAUUGAGAAGUCCAUUUGUAUUAUUUUCUGUUCUCUCUGUUAUUACGUCAUUUUCAAAUUGUUUCUUACCAUUUGAGACACUAGGGAAAGAAUUGGAAUGA
This is a messenger RNA of Paramecium tetraurelia, 1473 nucleotides long. RefSeq lists its product as uncharacterized. NCBI's taxonomy places the organism in Eukaryota, Ciliophora, Oligohymenophorea, Peniculida, Parameciidae. Gene Ontology annotation, biological process: transmembrane transport. Gene Ontology annotation, molecular function: transmembrane transporter activity. The transcript is spliced from 6 exons. The record is from RefSeq and is a predicted model, not a curated record. Gene Ontology annotation, cellular component: membrane.